CCAGGGGGGCGCCCCAUGGACCUCGGCGGGGGUCGGACAACCCGUAAGUGGGUGUUGGAGGACCAUAGAUGGGGUUGGAGGACCCAUAAGUGGUGCUGGAGGACUAUGGAUGGGGUUGGAGGACCCAUAAGCGGGUGCUGGAGGACCAUAGAUGGGGUUGGAGGACCCAUAAGUGGGUGCUGGAGGACCAUAGAUGGGGUUGGAGGCCCCAUAAGUGGGUGCUGGAGGACCAUAGAUGGGGUUGGAGGCCCCAUAAGUGGGUGCUGGAGGACCAUAGAUGGGGUUGGAGGACCCAUAAGUGGGUGCUGGAGGAGCUUGGAUGGGGUUGGAGGACCCAUAAGCGGGUGCUGGAGGACCAUAGAUGGGGUUGGAGGACCCAUAAGUGGGUGCUGGAGGACCAUAGAUGGGGUUGGAGGACCCAUAAGUGGGUGCUGGAGGACCAUAGAUGGGGUUGGAGGCCCCAUAAGUGGGUGCUGGAGGACCAUAGAUGGGGUUGGAGGCCCCAUAAGUGGGUGCUGGAGGACCAUAGAUGGGGUUGGAGGCCCCAUAAGUGGGUGCUGGAGGACCAUAGAUGGGGUUGGAGGACCCAUAAGUGGGUGCUGGAGGACCAUAGAUGGGGUUGGAGGACCCAUAAGUGGGUGCUGGAGGACCAUAGAUGGGGUUGGAGGCCCCAUAAGUGGGUGCUGGAGGACCAUAGAUGGGGUUGGAGGACCCAUAAGUGGGUGCUGGAGGACCAUAGAUGGGGUUGGAGGCCCCAUAAGUGGGUGCUGGAGGACCAUAGAUGGGGUUGGAGGCCCCAUAAGUGGGUGCUGGAGGACCAUAGAUGGGGUUGGAGGACCCAUAAGUGGGUGCUGGAGGAGCUUGGAUGGGGUUGGAGGACCCAUAAGUGGUGCUGGAGGACCUCAGGUGGAGUUGGAGGACUCGUAAGUGGGUGCUGGAGGACCGUAGAUGGGGUUGGAGGACCCAUAAGUGGGUGCUGGAGGACCAUAGAUGGGGUUGGAGCACCCAGAAGUGGUGCUGGAGGAGCUUGGAUGGGGUUGGAGGCCCCAUAAGUGGUGCUGGAGGACUAUACAUGGGGUUGGAGGACUAUAGAUGGGGUUGGAGGACCCAUAAGUGGGUGCUGGAGCCCCAUAGAUGGGGUUGGAAGCCCCAUAGAUGGGGUCGGAGGCCCCAUAAGUGUCACUGGAGCCCCAUAGAUGGGGUUGGAAGCCCCAUAAGUGUCACUGGAGCCCCAUAGAUGGGGUCAGAGGCUCCAUAAGUGUCACUGGAGCCCCAUAGAUGGGGUCGGAGGCCCCGUGAGUGGGCCCUGGAGCCCCAUGGAUGGGGUUGGAGGCCCCAUAAGUGUCACUGGAGCCUCAUAGAUGGGGUUGGAAGCCCCAUAAGUGUCCCUGGAGCCCCAUGGAUGGGGUUGGAAGCCCCAUAAGUGUCCCUGGAGCCCCAUAGAUGGGGUUGGAAGCCCCAUAAGUGUCCCUGGAGCCCCAUAGAUGGGGUCGGAAGCCCCAUAAGCGGGUGCUGGAGCCCCAUAAGUGGGUUCUGGAGGAGCUUGGAUGGAGUUGGAGGACCCAUAAGUGUCACUGGAGGCCCUUGGAUGGGGUCGGAGGCCCCAUAAGCGGGUGCUGGAGCCCCAUGGAUGGGGUCAGAGGCCCCAUAAGCGGGUGCUGGAGCCCCAUAAGCAGGUGCCGGCGCCCCAUAAGCGGGUGCUGGAGCCCCAUAAGUGGCCCUGGAGCCCCAUAAGCGGGUGCCAGAGCCCCAUAAGCGGGUGCUGGAGCCCCAUAAGCAGGUGCUGGAGCCCCAUAGAUGGGGUCGGAGGCCUCAUAAGUGGGUUCUGGAGGAGCUUGGAUGGAGUUGGAGGACCCAUAAGUGUCACUGGAGGCCCUUGGAUGCAGUUGGAGCCCCAUAAGUGGGUGCUGGAGCCCCAUAAGUGUCCCUGGAGCCCCAUGGAUGGGGCCGGAGGCCCCAUAAGUGGCCCUGGAGCCCCACAAGCGGGUGCCGGAGCCCCAUAGCUGGGGUCGGAGGCCCCACAAGCGGGUGCUGGAGCCCCAUAAGCGGGUGCCGGAGCCCCACAAGUGGGUGCCGGAGCCCCACAAGCGGGUGCUGGAGCCCCAUAAGCAGGUGCCGGAGCCCCAUAAGCGGGUGCUGGAGCCCCAUGGAUAGGGUCGGAAGCCCCACAAGCGGGUGCUGGAGCCCCAUAGAUGGGGUUGGAGCCCCAUAAGCGGGUGCUGGAGCCCCAUGGAUGGGGUCGGAAGCCCCACAAGCGGGUGCUGGAGCCCCAUAGAUGGGGUUGGAGCCCCACAAGCGGGUGCCGGCGCCCCACAAGCGGGUGCUGGAGCCCCAUGGAUGGGGUUGGAGCCCCAUAAGCGGGUGCUGGAGCCCCAUAAGCGGGUGCCGGCGCCCCCCAGCGGUGUCCGUGGGGCGCAGGUGGACGCGCAGCUGCUGCUGGUGCAGAAGCUGGAGGAGAAGGAGCGGGCGCUGCAGAGCAGCCUGGCCGCCGUCGAGAAGGAGCUGGCGCUGCGCUCCCAGGCCCUGGAGCUCAACAAGAGGAAGGCGGUGGAGGCGGCGCAGUUGGCCGAGGACCUGCGGGCGCAGGGGGAGCACGUGCAGGCGCGGCUGCGGGAGCUGCAGAGCUGCGCCGCCGAGAACCGCGCCGCCAAGGACAAGGAGUCGCUCAGCCUCAAGAGAGCGCAGGAGGAGCUCUCGCGGCUGCGGCGGAAGCUGGAGAAGCAGCGCAAGGUCGAGGUUUACGCCGACGCCGACCAGAUCCUGCAGGAGGAGAUCAAGGAGUAUCGGGCGCGCCUGACGUGCCCAUGCUGCAACGCGCGCAAGAAGGACGCCGUCCUCACCAAGUGCUUCCACGUCUUCUGCUUCGAGUGCGUGCGCAGCCGCUACGAGACGCGGCAGCGCAAGUGCCCCAAGUGCAACGCGGCCUUCGGGGCGCACGACUUCCACCGCGUCUACAUCAGCUGAGCCCCAUAGCGACCCAUAGCGACCUAUAGUGCCCCAUAGAUACCCAGAGACACCCCAUAGAGCCACAUAGAGACCCCAUAGAGCCACAUAGACACCCCAUUGAUCUCUGCGGGCAGCUACAGGGCCCAUGAGUUCCACCGCGUCUACAUCAGCUGAGCCCCGCGGCGCCCCAUAGCGACCCACAGCGACCCAUAGCACGCUAUAGUGCCCCAUAGAUACCCAGAGACACCCCAUAGAGCCACAUAGAGACCCCAUAGGGCCACAUAGAGACCCCAUUGAUCUCUGCGGGCAGCUACAGGGCCCAUGAGUUCCACUGCGUCUACAUCAGCUGAGCCCCAUAGCACCCCACAGCGACCCAUAGCGACCCAUAGCGACCCAGAGACACCCCAUAGAGCCACAUAGAGACCCCAUUGAUCUCUGCGGGCGGCUACAGGGCCCAUGAGUUCCACUGCGUCUACAUCAGCUGAGCCCCACGGCGCCCCACAGCGACCCAUAGCGACCCAUAGUGACCCAGAGAGACCCCAUAGAGCCACAUAGAGACCCCAUAGAGCCACAUAGAGACCCCAUUGAUCUCUGUGGUCACCUGUGGGGCCCAUGGCUUCUACCGUGUCUACAUCAGCUGAGCCCCAUAGCGACCCACGGCGACCCAUAGAGCCCCAGAGACACCCCAUAGAGCCACAUAGAGACCCCAUAGAGCCACAUAGAGACCCCAUUGAUCUCUGUGGGCAGCUACAGGGCCCAUGAGUUCCACUGCGUCUACAUCAGCUGAGCCCCAUAGCACCCCACAGCGACCCAUAGCGACCCAUAGAGCCCCAGAGACACCCCAUAGAGCCACAUAGAGACCCCAUUGAUCUCUGCGGGCGGCUACAGGGCCCAUGAGUUCCACCGCGUCUACAUCAGCUGAGCCCCACGGCGCCCCACAGCGACCCAUAGCGACCCAUAGUGACCCAUAGAGACCCUGCAGUGCCCCAGAGAGACCCCAUAGAGCCACAUAGAGACCCCAUAGAGCCACAUAGAGACCCCAUUGAUCUCUGUGGUCACCUGUGGGGCCCAUGGCUUCUACCGUGUCUACAUCAGCUGAGCCCCAUAGCGACCCACGGCGACCCAUAGAGCCCCAGAGACACCCCAUAGAGCCACAUAGAGACCCCAUAGAGCCACAUAGAGACCCCAUUGAUCUCUGCGGGCGGCUACAGGGCCCAUGAGUUCCACUGCGUCUACAUCAGCUGAGCCCCAUAGCGACCCAUAGCGACCCAUAGCGACCCAUAGAGACUCUGUAGUGCCCCAGAGAGACCCCAUAGAGCCACAUAGAAACCCCAUAGAGCCACAUAGAGACCCCAUUGAUCUCUGUGGUCACCUGUGGGGCCCAUGGCUUCCACCGUGUCUACAUCAGCUGAGCCCCAUAGCGACCCACGGCGACCCAUAGAGCCCCAGAGACACCCCAUAGAGCCACAUAGAGACCCCAUAGAGCCACAUAGAGACCCCAUUGAUCUCUGCGGGCGGCUACAGGGCCCAUGAGUUCCACUGCGUCUACAUCAGCUGAGCCCCACGGCGCCCCACAGCGACCCAUAGCGACCCAUAGCGACCCAUAGAGACUCUGUAGUGCCCCAGAGAGACCCCAUAGAGCCACAUAGAAACCCCAUAGAGCCACAUAGAGACCCCAUUGAUCUCUGUGGUCACCUGUGGGGCCCAUGGCUUCCACCGUGUCUACAUCAGCUGAGCCCCAUAGCGACCCACGGCGACCCAUAGAGCCCCAGAGACACCCCAUAGAGCCACAUAGAGACCCCAUAGAGCCACAUAGAGACCCCAUUGAUCUCUGCGGGCGGCUACAGGGCCCAUGAGUUCCACCGCGUCUACAUCAGCUGAGCCCCAUAGUGACCCAUAGCGACCUAUAGUGCCCCAUAGAUACCCAGAGACACCCCAUAGAGCCACAUAGAGACCCCAUAGAGCCACGUAGAGACCCCAUUGAUCUCUGUGGUCGGCUACAGGGCCCAUGAGUUCCACUGCGUCUACAUCAGCUGAGCCCCAUAGCGACCCAUAGCACGCUAUAGUGCCCCAUAGAUACCCAGAGACACCCCAUAGAGCCACAUAGAGACCCCAUAGAGCCACAUAGAGACCCCAUUGAUCUCUGCGGGCGGCUACAGGGCCCAUGAGUUCCACUGCGUCUACAUCAGCUGAGCCCCACGGCGCCCCACAGCGACCCAUAGCGACCCAUAGCGACACACAGCGACCCAUAGCGACCCAUAGCGACCCAUAGAGCCCCAGAGACACCCCAUUGAUCUCUGUGCCCGGCUACAGGGCCCACGAGUUCCACCACAUCUACGUCAGCUGAGCCUCAGGGAGCUCCUGAGAGACCCAUAGUGCCCCAUAGAUACCCCAUAGUGCCCCAUAGAUACCCUAUAACACCCCAUAGAGACCCUAUAACACCCCAGAGAGACCCCAUUGAUCUCUGUGGUCACCUGUGGGGCCCAUGGCUUCCACCGUGUCUACGUCAGCUGAGCCCCAUAGCGACCCACAGCGACCCAUAGCGACCCAUAGAGACCCUGUAGUGCCCCAGAGAGACCCCAUAGAGCCACAUAGAUACCCCAUUGAUCUCUGCGGUCGGCUAUGGGGCCCAUGGCUUCCACUGCGUCUACGUCAGCUGAGCCCCAUAGCGACCCAUAGAUAUCCCAUAGUGCCCCAUAGAG
Strigops habroptila (Kakapo) is the source of this 5648-nucleotide messenger RNA. Its product is annotated as E3 ubiquitin-protein ligase BRE1B-like. Gene Ontology annotation, molecular function: ubiquitin protein ligase activity; metal ion binding. Bases 2230 to 2964 code for a protein of 244 amino acids. Lineage: Eukaryota; Metazoa; Chordata; Aves; Psittaciformes; Psittacidae. The record is from RefSeq and is a predicted model, not a curated record. Gene Ontology annotation, cellular component: HULC complex; nucleus. The transcript has 5 exons.